ACCGUCCAUCAAAGUCUCCCGAUUCAAAGUUUUGGCGGGGAUCAAAAUCAAUUCGCUUAGAGGUGGCAAAAAGGGAAAAAAGAAUAAGAAAAAUCUCUGGUUCUCUUAUGGGUUUCUUUCCUUCUCUCGAACUGGAAAAGUCUGUAAUUGCAAAAUUGAUGGAAAUGGGAUUCGAUAAUUCUUCUGCGAUUCAAGCUGUUAAUAAAGUGGGUCCUCUAUUGAAUGAUGCUGUUGAUUUAAUCUUGAAUAGUUCUUGUAGAGAUAAUUCAAUUACAUCCACUAGUUCUGCAUGUUCAACAAGCAAUAGAAAGGCUUUGGCUAAAAGAACUUCACAGUCUAGCAUAUUAGAUCAUUUCCAAUCUGCAGGUAGACCUAAAAGAAUCAGGAGUGAUAAUAAUGUACCUGAGGUACCAAUUUCUAAAUCAGGGGUCUCGCCCAAUCAUGUAGAUGAGGUUAAUGAAUAUUCAACUGUACCCAAAGAAGAGUUGGACGUUGGAUUAGAUUGGGAAAGUAGAGCUAAUGGUCUCCUGCAUAAACAUUUCGGUUAUCUUUCUUUGAAGAGUUUCCAAAAGGAAGCAUUAGCUGCUUGGGUAGCUCACCAAGACUGCCUUGUUCUCGCUGCUACAGGAUCUGGAAAAUCUCUGUGUUUCCAGAUUCCAGCAUUGUUAACAGGGAAGGUUGUCGUUGUGAUUUCACCAUUAAUAAGCUUGAUGCAUGAUCAAUGCUUAAAGCUAUCAAGACACGGGAUCUCUGCAUGCUUUCUUGGGUCUGGCCAACCUGACAGCGCAGUGGAAAAGAAAGCAAUGAGAGGCAUGUAUGACAUAAUAUAUGUUUGUCCUGAGACAGUUUUCAGACUGAUAAAACCACUUCAAGGGCUUGCAGAAAGUCGUGGAAUUGCUUUGUUUGCAAUUGAUGAAGUCCAUUGUGUCUCUAAGUGGGGCCAUGACUUUCGACCUGACUACAGGCGUCUAUCAGUAUUGCGGAAGAACUUUAGUAUUGGCAAUCUGCCAUUUUUAAAAUUUGAUAUACCAUUGAUGGCAUUGACUGCAACUGCCACAAUUCAGGUUCAAGAAGACAUUAUUAAAUCAUUGAGCAUGUCAAAGGAAAGAAAGACUGUGCUUACUUCCUUUUUCCGACCAAAUCUACAGUUCUCAGUAAAACAUAGCAGAACCUCAUCUCCUUCUUCUUAUGAGAAGGAUUUUCGCAAGUUGAUAGAUAUAUAUGUCAGAAAGAGAAAUGCAGGAACCAAGACACAGAGGAUGUUCUCAAAAGUAGUAAAUGAUUGUUCUGGAAAUGCUGCUGAUCAAAGCCUAUCAGAGGAAGAUGUAUUUUCUUCAAGUGGCAUGAUCAGCACGGAGGAUGAAUGCAGUGAUGUAGAUGAUGAUGAAGUAACUUUAACAAAGGAAAAUGGAUCAACUGCAUCAGAGGGAAAAAGACUGUCAAUUGAUUAUUUGGAAAAUGACGUUGAUAUCUUUCAGAAUGUGGAUGAUUGGGAUGUUGCAUUUGGCGAGUUCUGCGGACAAUCUCCUUGCAAUGACUGGGAUGUACAUAAACUGCCCAAGACAGUUGAUCCCCCUUGUGCAGCAGAAGAAAGAUUAAAACUUUUGCAAGAGCCUUUACGAGAAGGACCAACAAUCAUAUAUGUUCCUACAAGAAAAGAAACAUUGAGAAUUGCAAAUUAUCUUUGUGAUUUUGGUCUGAAGGCUGCUGCUUAUAAUGCAUCGUUGCCAAAAUCACAUCUGCGGCGGGUUCACAAGGAGUUUCAUGAAAAUAUGCUAGAGGUUGUUGUUGCAACAAUUGCUUUUGGAAUGGGGAUUGAUAAGUCAAAUGUUCGAAGAAUCAUCCAUUAUGGAUGGCCACAGAGUUUGGAAGCAUACUAUCAAGAAGCAGGUCGUGCCGGAAGGGAUGGGAAACCAGCAGAAUGCAUUUUAUAUGCAAACCUGUCAAGAGCGCCGUCUCUUUUGCCAAGUAAAAGAAGUGAAGUUCAGGCCAAACAAGCAUACAAGAUGUUGUCCGACUGUUUCAGAUAUGGAAUGAAUACCUCAAAUUGUCGAGCUAAAACACUUGUCCAGUAUUUUGGUGAAGAUUUCACUUCUGAGAAGUGUCUCUUGUGUGACGUGUGUGUUAGAGGGCCUCCUAAAAUGCAUAAUUGGAAAGAGGAGGCUGACAUUCUGAUGCAGAUUAUUGCUGCCCAUCAUGGACAAAGCAGUUCUCUUGAUGGUGCAUAUGAUGAUACAUUUGGUGACCUGAAAUCACAUAGAUCAGUGCAGAGGCCAAACCUCAGGAUGUUUGUCAGCAAAUUAAGAGAGCAGAUGUUGCUUCUGAUGGUUUUGCCGUGGUGGUUGGUUCAGUCUCAAAAGUUUUGGGGAAAAGACUUUCUAUGGUGGCGAGGUCUUGUGCGGAUUAUGGAAGGUAAAGGGUACAUCAGAGAAGGUGAUGACAAGAUUCAUGUUCAAAUAAAAUUCCCAGAGCCAACGAAACUGGGAAUGGAGUUUCUGGAAUAUGAAAGAGAUCAACCUUUCUACAUUUAUCCUGAAGCAGACAUGCUACUCGCAAUGAACCAACGCAAAUCUUAUUCUACUUUUGCAGACUGGGGAAAAGGCUGGGCUGAUCCUGAGAUCCGCCGUCAGCGCUUAGAAAGAAAGCGAAAAGAAAGAAAGCCACGAAAGCAAAGACAGUCGCGAAGCAGAAAGUCCAGUAAACCGAAAGCAGAUAUGAAAACUGCUAGAGGCAGAAUAACAGCAAAACUGUUCAAACAGAAGUGAUACAUAACGUUCUUUCUUUUUCUUUUUUGACCUUCAAAGAAGAUUGCAUUACUGGUGGGUUUGACAAGGACAUGAGUUCAAUUUUUAGGAAGAGGGUUUUCUUUCUGAGGCUAUUGUCUCAAGAGCGAAUGGGGAGCAUGCAUGAGUAUGAAAUAGUGUCGUAGGUGAUGUAGUUUGUACAGUGAGAGAGCCAAGAUUAUUAUUUCAUUUUGGCACGGGGUGGAUCUCACCAUCUAAAAGUAAGAUCCAUUACUGUCGUGCGCAUGUGUCUUCCUAUAGCAAUAACAUACAUUAAUAAACAAUUAUGAUCAAGUCUCACCACUUUGGAACAUUAAA
Ricinus communis (castor bean) is the source of this 3101-nucleotide messenger RNA. Its product is annotated as ATP-dependent DNA helicase Q-like SIM. NCBI's taxonomy places the organism in Eukaryota, Viridiplantae, Streptophyta, Magnoliopsida, Malpighiales, Euphorbiaceae. Gene Ontology annotation, cellular component: chromosome; cytoplasm; nucleus. Gene Ontology annotation, molecular function: nucleic acid binding; four-way junction helicase activity; 3'-5' DNA helicase activity. The record is from RefSeq and is a predicted model, not a curated record. Gene Ontology annotation, biological process: double-strand break repair via homologous recombination. Bases 108 to 2765 code for a protein of 885 amino acids. The transcript has 16 exons.